UCAGGACCACGGAUGAACGACUGAGGACAGACUUGGAUUUAGCUAAGCAGGCUUUGUCAAAUAUCAUUUCACAAAGUUGCUAGCAUUUUUCAGUUAAUGAUCAAUUUUGGUCUGAGUUUUUAUGAGCAUUUAGUUCCAAUUUUAUGUCUCUGACUGUGAUCAAUAUUAGCCUUUUACAAACUCAGACUCAAAUCUUUCCACGUCAUGCCGGCUAACGCCACCAUGUGUUACGCACACCCGGGUGGUUAUGGUGAACAAAACUCUUUAUUAAGACAUAAAGACGCACCAUCAGUAAACUCAACAAAGAUAGACAUCUGCGAAUCAAGCCAUAGAGAAGUAACGCCAGGGAAAUGUAUCCUUAACUCAGUUGCUAUGGCGUUGGUUUACUUCUUAGCGUUUUCAGGAUUCGCGGCUUUGCGGAAUUUAGAGUCCAGCAUAGAUCGACUGGCAGAGAUUAGGUGCUUAUAUGUCACCGUUGGUAGUUUACAUCAUAGGCGAAAAGGGAUCGGUGGUGGGGAUGUGGACGUUUAUGGCGUUGCUGGUGGCAGCAAACUUUUACCCGGUCAGUUAUACGCUGUUUCCGGAGCUGCUCUGUUUGGUUUCAUGGCUGGUCCAGGCUGGACUGCUCAGUUGUCAUAUACCACCAACACCGCUAUAAAGUACGCACAACUCAAAGCCAAGGACGAAGAACACAUGGUCGAAGUUUCCAACGGGAUUUUCUAUCUGGGUUACUCCAGCGCUCAAGUGGUGGGAAACCUGAUCUCAUCACUGAUCCUUGAAAACAACAAUUCUAACGUCAAACACAAUUUAUCACAACAAUCUCAGUGUGGCGUAAAUUUUUGCCCUGUCGUCAACCCGGUAGCACCCUCACCAGAGGCCAGUGUUCCUGAAAACACCCUUCACGGCCUGUUCGGCAUUUUUUUAGCGGGGCCUGUUUUGGCGCUCUUGGUGUCCGGUCUACUCUUGGAUCCUGUUCGUCAGUUCUUCGUGGUAAACCACGGCGAUGGAUCACGUGGCUGCGGGAGAUGGCGGGACGAGCUGAUGGCGCCGCUGAAACUGUUCAAGGAUGUCCGGAUGGUUCUUCUGGUGCCAGCCAUACUCUAUUCAGGCAUAGAGCAAAUCUUGAUGUUCGCCAGCUUCAAUGAGGCUUUCGUCAGCUGUGCUAUCGGCGUUGAUUACGUCGGCUUCAUAAUGAUCUGCUGGGGAGUGGCCAGCGCCGGAAGCAGUUUUCUCUCUGGAAUUCUGGCGCGUUGCUUUGGACGCUGCUUCCUCUGUGUAUCAUCUCUUGUCAUGGGACUGGGUCUUCAGAUGUACUUCUUAUUCUGGAGGCUGACCGGGAGCAGAGUUAUUGUCUAUUUUGCUGUCAGUGCAACGUGGGGGGUCGCUGAUGGACUAUUACAAACGCAGCUCAGUUCUCUUCUGGGACUCGUUUUCAAAGAAAAUCACAAUCCAGCCUUUGCUAAUUUCCGGAUGUUGUCUUACUUUGGAUAUGCUGUCACUUACGCGGCCACUGCUGUCAUGUGUCAGGCCACAGAGAUUUACAUCACUUCCGGAAUCAUCUGCCUUUCCAUAGUCUCGUACAUUUUUCUAGAAAUAUUUCUUCGGCGAAGAGGAGAAAGCAGACUCUUGCUGUAUCAAUCUCUGUAAAAAGUGAUUUCUUUUCUCUUUUUCUAUACAGAUCAUCGUUUUGAAACUGCCUGAUUUAUUUGGUGUUAAAACACAAAAAAAAAAAAAAAAAAAUUACUAUUUCACACUGAUUUUCAAAGAAACUGUGUUGUCAUAUGUUGAUGCUUGUGAGAAAGAAUAGCUUGUUUCUUUUUCGUAAAUUACUGACUGAGGUGCUGGUGUCUUAUUGUCAUACAUAGAGUAAAUGGAUGCCUCUUUUAUUUGUCUAAAUGCUAUAAGCGUUCUUGUGGAGUGGAUAAUUCAAAAUUUACUUUUAUCUAUGUCACUUAACUGGGCAUUCGAGGUUUUGAGUUCUUUACGGUACGAUUCAUUAUUGUUUCAUAAAAGACAUUAAAAAUAACACAUUUCUUUGUACACUCAAAAAAUUAUUCUGUUAAUGUUAACAAAGAGUUUGUUGCCUGAGUGUUGCUAAAAUGUAUCCUGUUAUUGUAACACAAUAUUAUGUCAUAUUCAACAUGAUAACCUGUUAGUCUAAAAGAAUCUUUACGUUGAAUUAACAGAAUAUGUGUGUGAUAUUCAACAGAACAAUCUGCCACAAUAAGAGAAUACUUUCUAGCAUCUGUUAAAAUUAAGACAUUAAUGUUUUUGAGUAUAUAUGUACCGGUCAUGUACAUUUCAGGUGGGCAAGGCUUCUGCUUAGAGCCGCGUUUACAUGGGACGAUUUUGUCAUAUGUAUGUAUAUAUGUACCGGUCAUAUAUAUUUGAGGUGGACAAGGCGUCUUGCUUAGAGCCGCGGGGCGAUUUUAUCAUAUGCAUGGAUAUAGACUCAUCGAAUGCAAAUACUAUAUUUCAUGUAUUUCAUGGCUAAUAUUUGUGUGAAAUAAAGUUUGUCCUAUUUUCAUUAGACUAGACGUAAGUGGGAAGGUCUGCCAGCAACCUGCGGAUGGUCGUGGGUUUCCCCCCGGGCUGUGCCCGGUUUCCACCCACCAUAAUGCUGGCCGCCGUCGUAUAAGUGAAAUAUUCUUGAGUACGGCGUAAAACACCAAUCAAAUAAAUAAAUAAAUAAAUUAGACUAGACGAAUUCGAGAUGUCUCGUAUGAACUACAGCCAGUCCUUUCGCCUGACGUGUACUUUACCAUUGGUGAAUGCAACUAAAAUGUUAUUGUAUCAGUGAUGACUUCUCUCCCUUUUGUGAUUAAAAUGUUUGAGUUCUAUAUCUUGAUUUUCACUUUUUCCCACCUAAAUUAUAUUCGCUAAUCAAUUAGUGUGGAAUCGUGGUCAAUGUGGGGGUGUCAGUAGCUCUCGGUUCCUCAACGCAUUGCUCGAGGAUUAGUUUUUAGGCGAUUGAUUCUUUGAU
Molecule: messenger RNA, 2983 nt
Organism: Liolophura sinensis
Lineage: Eukaryota; Metazoa; Mollusca; Polyplacophora; Chitonida; Chitonidae
Product: protein unc-93 homolog A-like
Exons: 4
Coding region: 205-1647 (480 amino acids)
Source: RefSeq, a predicted model, not a curated record